AUGUUUAAUCCCAUCCGCAAGCUCCUCAAUCUCUGGCGCGCCGCUGACGCGAGCGUCACCACAUCGACCAACGACGCAUCAACCAAGGACGUAGCGACUGAGAGCACAGCGUACCGCGCCGCCUGCAAUCAUGCCGCACCUCCUACACGGUAUGCGAGUGGCGAGUUCAACACCACACCGUCUCCGCCGCCUAAUGCUGCGCUAUCAGGAUAUCUGUUCUCACAAGUGAAGGACAUCAACACGUCUACACCGAGGAUGAGGAACAUCCCGCCACCGCCAUUUCCCAUGUUUAGUGCGCCGACUGGCAACGCAACCGACGACGCUGCUACCGCGUCGGACGACAUCGAUAUGCCAGAUGCUACGCCGAUGUCGCCUCUGACGCCUCCAAUAACACCAGCCCGUGAUGGUGAUGAUAUCCGACCUUCGGUCGAGACACCAGCCCAAGAAGACGUUCACGGCGCGACCGCCGAGGACGAUGAUACUAGCGAGCCACGCAACGACACGACACCACCUCCAUCUCCGGAACGUGACAGUGUUCGUUCCCAGCCUCCGCGCCAACAGACAACAUCCACACCAGAGCCCGCGCCAAACUGGCUAGACGAAAUCGUCAUCGAAGAAGACAUCCCCGAGAACGCCCUCCCAAUCGGCUACAUGGGCACCUUCCGCGGAAGCCGCCACUUCAUCCCCUCAUACCCCGGCAUGAAACGCUGCAGCAACCAAGUCCCACACCUCCUCCUCUGCGGCCACUGGAUCACCAGCACAGAACCAUGCGGCGGUAACUGCAAGAAGCAAGACCACAGCCACAAACAAUUUAAAUGCCCAACAUGCAACGACAUCGUCCGUAACAUCCUCACGGGAUCUUUCCAGCCCGCGGAUUCGAUGAGACUGAGGGAGUUCAGGAAACAGAAAGAUAUCAAGUUUCUGGCUUGCUGUGUCGAGGCGGUUGUGCGUGCUGCACCGGAAAUUAAGAAUGGGGUUACGGAGGCUGUGGCUGGGUUUCUCUGCAAGGAUUCUGGAAGGGAGUGUGAGAAGGCGGAGAAUCCGGAUCCGGGGGGUCAUGAUACUAUUGAGGAGAUUGUAAGAGAUAUGCAGGAGCGGCAUGAGCGGAGGCAGCGUGAUAGGAGGGCGAGAGAGCGAGAGGAGGAGGUGAAUACGCGGGAGAAGAGGGCUAGGGAGGAGGAUGCGAGGGAUGAGAAUACCGAUAAGGAAACGCACACGAACGAGGAUACACCGGGGGGUCGUAAGCGUGAACGAAACGACGACUCCGCGGGUCACGACGAGACGCACGAUACCUCACCCCCUACCAACCCCAACAAGAAGCGCAAGACGUCCCUAGAAACCCACCGCGAGCCCAUCACACCAUCUACCCGCGGCACGAAGCGUCGUUCCCCAUUCUCGACCCCCUCCCCGUCUUCUUUAUCCUCCUCCCCUUCCUCCUCAUCCUCCUCCCCCACCGCCUCACCCUUCGCCUACCUCCCCUACUCUAAACCCCCCUCCCCACCAUAUCCAUCACCACCCCCGAAGAAGAGGGUCUUCGAGAAGCCCGAUCCCGCAUUUGGUGAGGCCAGCUUCGUCAUCGCGCCGCCUCAUGUCGUCGGGCCGCUUAUGCGGAAGCGGCAUGCGGAUGUUUAUGUUGAGGGGGAUAUUGAGCGGGAGAGUAAGCGGAGGAGGAGUGUGGAGAAUGAGGUGAAUGAAGGGGAGGGUGAAAGGGGAGGGGAGGGGAUGGGGAGCGAGAGGAUGAGGGCGAAGAGUUUUGAGACUUUUAGGAGGGCGUGGGAUGGGAGGGAGGAGGAUGAGGAGGGGGAGUGUGAGUUGUAG
This is a messenger RNA of Alternaria conjuncta, 1818 nucleotides long. RefSeq lists its product as uncharacterized. The transcript has a single exon. The record is from RefSeq and is a predicted model, not a curated record. Bases 1 to 1818 code for a protein of 605 amino acids. Lineage: Eukaryota; Fungi; Ascomycota; Dothideomycetes; Pleosporales; Pleosporaceae.